Messenger RNA from Callorhinchus milii (elephant shark), 2574 nucleotides. It is a transcript of the gene gnpnat1, whose product is annotated as glucosamine-phosphate N-acetyltransferase 1. The transcript has 6 exons. Bases 146 to 700 code for a protein of 184 amino acids. The record is from RefSeq and is a predicted model, not a curated record. Lineage: Eukaryota; Metazoa; Chordata; Chondrichthyes; Chimaeriformes; Callorhinchidae. Gene Ontology annotation, biological process: UDP-N-acetylglucosamine biosynthetic process. Gene Ontology annotation, molecular function: glucosamine 6-phosphate N-acetyltransferase activity; monosaccharide binding. Gene Ontology annotation, cellular component: endoplasmic reticulum; endoplasmic reticulum-Golgi intermediate compartment; Golgi apparatus.
GCGUGCGUGUGUGCGUGUGUGUGGAGGCGGCCUGGCUUCUGCCACGUCAGUGACAGCCGCUCGAGACGCAGAGCCGGCGGCGGCGGCGGCGGCGGAUCCUCGUCCCUGUUUCAGGCUCUGGUGUUUUCGAACUGUAUCUCCUGCCAUGACUCUCGAUGAUACCCCCAUGUUCGAUCCCACUCUGUUAAAAGAUCUGGACUGGAACCAGAAUACAGUGAAAUUUACUCCUGAUGUCUCCCCUUCGAGCCCUGGGGAAGGACUGGUUUUGAGACCGCUCUGCACUGUUGAUUUCAACAGAGGGCUUUUUGAUUUACUCUCGCAGUUAACAAAGGUUGGUGAAGUUACAACCGAACAGUUUCUAAAAAAGUUUGAGCACAUGAAACAAACUGGGGAUUACUAUAUUGUUGUGAUUGAAGACACAAAACUUGAACAGAUUAUUGGUUCAGCGACGCUAUUGAUUGAACAUAAAUUUAUACAUUCUUGUGCAAAGAGAGGGAGAAUAGAAGAAGUUAUUGUCCGUGAUGAAUGCAGAGGAAAGCAACUUGGGAAACUGUUAAUUGCAGUACUCACACUUCUCAGCAAAAAGUUAAACUGUUACAAAACCACGUUAGAAUGUCUACCAAAGAACACAGCCUUCUAUGAAAAAUUUGGAUUUAAAGUUGGAGAAGACGUCUAUAUGCAGAAUAGAUUUUUUGAUUGAGACUUGUUGAACUUCUUGCUGGAUUAUUUAUCUAGAAAUAUCUUGCAGAGGAUUUACUGGUAAACUGCUGCUCUGCACAAUCACCAUCACUACACAUCUUAGUACUUUAAUAAUGAUUUUGAGAUCUUACUUUUUAGUGGUACUGCAAAUGUAUUGGGAGAUUUUUUUUAUAUGUAAAAAAAACUGAUUGCAGGUAAAACUAUAGUUGACUUGAUGACAGGAAUCUAAAAGGUUGUGUAACAAGAUAAAGGAAUAAUUUUUUUUUAAAUGUUUAGCAAGUCGAGCUGCAAAAAUUUAAUUUUUUUGCCUACGUUCGAAUUUUUUUUAUGUGCUAGAUUUAUUUAGAAAUCUGAUUAGUACUUUCCUCGAUUCAAUUAUUUUUAAAUGAAGAAUUAACUGGAUUUCUGCUCUGGGAUGCACGUUGAGAAAAAAUAGAGGCAUUCUUAUUAAAAGGAUAAAAUACUUAACUUCCCUAACUUUUAUCUGAAAGUAUCAAACUCUUCUUGUAAAUAAACUCAUAUUAAUUUAAACCAAUGUCUUUUCCGGUACACAGAUGUGUGGUUUAUUCUGAGUUUGUGCAUAUUGCUGUACUUGCAUUCCAACCUUGGGUGCGUUUUUAUCCAGUGUAUGAUUUUCACUGAGAAAUGUUUUAACACUGACUAGAACCACUUCUUCCUCUUUCUGUUGAUCUAACUGUACUGCAUUCAGCCAGUUUAUAGUAGUACCAAAUGUGAUUUAUGUUUUUUUGCAGUAGCUUUGUUCCAUAGCUUGAUUUGAUGGUCCAUAUUGCAAGCUGUUUUAAUUUGCUACAUGCACACCAUGAUGAUUGAAAAAGAUGUCCUUGAUGACUCAGUUGGUAAACCUAUUGUGUGGAGUCAAACUGAGUCUUAAAACACCAAGUUUUAGCGUAUAAGGCAGGAUGGGCAUUUGGGAAGAGGAAGCUACACACCAUCAUGAAUUGGUUUUCAAGAGGGAAGCACCAUAUACAAAGAGCUGCUCACAAUAUAUAAUGAAGUACUAGUGUCCAGUAAAACAAUUUUGUUGCUAAUAUACUGUAAUACUAAAACAAUUGGAUUACACAAUGAAGAAAUCUACAAUGCUUAUUCUGUUUCCUAUUGUAUAUUCUCUAUAUGGGAGUAGCCAAAAAUAUUAAUAUAAUUUCUUUAAAAAUCAAAAAUGGGACUUAGUAAGUAUGUGUGUCUAAGUAGGUUUGAUUAUAUGUUGAAUUUUAUAUAGUUUUAUAUAGGAAUAGUUCAUUGCAGUGCAAAAUAUGCAGCUUGGGUAAUUUUUAUUAUAAAGGAAUUUACUUUUAAUUAAAAAUGAUAUUUACAUUCCAUGCCAAAAACUUUUUUUUAAAAAUAUUUUUAUUUGGAGCCUUAAUUUUGUACUACUGCAUCAGUUAAGCUGUAGUUUACACUUCUAGAUCUACUGUUCAUGUGGGAAUGUUCUAUCCAGACUGUGUACUUGAAGAGAAAUAUAGUAACAAUUAAAGAUGUGAUGUGUUGAAGUUUUCAGUUACAAUUGACAAUUAUUUAAAUUUAGGGACCAAGUUGCCAACAUUGAGUCCUCAAACCUGUUUCCUACCUUGCAUUUAAUUAUAAUACUAAAUAUUUUAACAAAAGGCUGCAAAACCAACUUUGUAUAGCAGUAUUUAUUUAUUUAAAAAAUAAAUUACAACCCACAGAAUACUAUGUAGAUUGGAAUUUUGCUCUUAAGUACUUUUAUGGAUUGGCAAGAGCUAAGGGUAUUCUCUUUUUUUAUUUGGUAUUGGGUUACUGCAGGUUUAUUUUGUGCUAUAUUUAUUUACCUUUGUACAAUAGCUGUUUGUGGCAAAUAAAAUAUUGAACUGUAAUAAAAUAUAACUUGUCAAAUUA